This is a messenger RNA of Gasterosteus aculeatus aculeatus (three-spined stickleback), 4463 nucleotides long. Lineage: Eukaryota; Metazoa; Chordata; Actinopteri; Perciformes; Gasterosteidae. The record is from RefSeq and is a predicted model, not a curated record.
CUCUCUCUCUCUCUCUCCUCCAGGACACAAACAAAAGAAAAACCUUUCAGUCGCUUCAUUCCUCACGCAAACACUCACUCUCAGAUUCUGCUUUUUUCCCCAAACGCACGUCCUCUGCCCCUCAGCGUCGGCCUGUGUCCUUCUCACACGCAAACACGCUCCUCUCUUCUCCCACAGAGAGAGAGAGAGAGAGAGGGGGGGGGGGAGAGGGGGGAGCAGUGAAGGGAUUGCCGUGGUCCUCGGCGUUUGUGCUCCUGGUCUUUGGCUCAGAGGGAGCAGAGCGGCAGAUGGUGAUUUGAAGACGGGCUCGGCCAGAUUUCACUCCGCCACACAAUGGCUGACAACGGCUGGUUGCCACGGGAUACAGGAUUUAUCUUGAUCAUGUGAUUUGACUCCCACCAGUUUCCUGCCAUCCAUCAUAGGACAAAAGUGCAGGACGGAAAAGGACUUUGAAGACACUGCUGACUGAUACAGGGGUAUCAUGACCCGCCGGUUGAACAGCUCCACCCGCUCCCACACUGAGGACUCCAUCUUUCUGAGGCCUGACGAGGACCCCGUCUGGCUAGAUGAGCCCACUAAGACUGAUAAAAUAGGCGACGGAGAGCCUGAAAAAGAUGACCAAAAGAGCCUAGAUGGACCCGCGGGGGGCCAAAGCCCUCCGGCAGAUGAUGUGUUCAUGCAAAAGGUGUAUUCCAUCGUGCUCGAAAUCAACUGCUGGUUCGCACUAUUCGUCGUCUCCCAAGUCACGGGGUACGCUGUGUUUUUUCUGGCUGAAGGAAAUGGACCUCUCUCUUCGCUCUUCAAAGCCCUGCAGAUCAUUGACUUCUACCUCGGCCUCAUCUUACAAUGCUGCCCAAUUUUUGGAACGGAGACCACGAUGUUGAUGAGGGAGGUCGUGAACAACAAAGAGCACAAAUGGAUUCUCAAUGGAACUGCAGUCAUUGGUUUUGGCAUCUGCGCUACCAUGGUUUACAACGCGAUGAGUAAGUGGCGCAGCGGCACUGGCUUGUGGUGGACGGGGGCCGCGAGGCGGGACGCUGGGGAUCGGCGUCAGUCCGUUAGCCGACAGCCCUCCUUCACCCUGUCAGAGUGGACGGACGCUCAGGAGGACCUGCUGGACAUCGACCCCGUGCCCCAGACGCCGGUGUUUGAAAUAGGCAAUGACAUCAAGACGGAGGCAGACGCCGCCACGCUCACUGUCACACCGGUGGGGCUUCAGGAGAGGAGGGGCUCCAACGUUUCCCUGACAUUGGACAUGUGCACACCGGGCUGCACUGAGCCCUACGGCUACGGAGGCCAGCUCUCCCCGAGAGACCAGACGGCCAAGGAGUACCUCCGACAGGGAACCAACAGCCUGACCCCCGCCAUGCUACACACACGGGCCGUGGACGACCAAAGCCUGCAGGCUGAGUUCUAUGAAACUCCCAUGAACUUUGUGGACCCUAAGGAGUACAACUACUCGGGGCUGGUGAGAAAGAACCGCUACAAGACCAUCUUACCCAAUAUACACAGCCGAGUGAUCUUGAAGUCACUGGAUGAAGACGAUUUCCUCACUACUUACAUCAAUGCUAAUUAUCUUAAAGGCUAUGGGGAUGAGCAGUGUGCCUACAUUGCCACCCAGGGUCCCACCGUGAACACAGUGGGGGACUUCUGGAGGAUGGUGUGGCAGGAGAGAAGCCCAAUCGUAGUGAUGAUCACCAACCUGGAAGAGAAAAACGAGAAAUGUGCAGAGUACUGGCCUGAGGAUACUGUGACCCAUGAGGGCAUCGAGAUCACUGUCAACAGUGUAACCCAGGAGGACGACUACAGUCUGAGGGUGUUCACUUUGAAGUCUGGGGGAGAGGAGCGCAGCCUGCAGCAGUACUGGUACACCUCGUGGCCCGACCAGAAGACUCCGGACAAGGCUCCGCCUCUUCUGGAACUGGUGCAGGAAGUGGAAAGGGCUAGAGAGGAAGCCCCGCCCUCUAGUGGCCCCAUAAUCGUCCACUGCAGUGCUGGAAUCGGUCGAACCGGCUGCUUCAUCGCCACCUCCAUCCUGUGCAAGCAGCUGAGGACUGAGGGUGUGGUUGACAUCCUGAGAACCACCUGCCAGCUCCGUCUGGACAGGGGUGGGAUGAUCCAGACGUGCGAGCAGUACCAGUUUGUGCAUCACGUCCUGAGCCUGUACGAGAAGCAGCUGCCUCACGCUGCGGAGGAGUAGAGUGAGCGCCGCAGCCCCCACUCGGACCGAGACACACUACUGUACACUGUACCUCCUCCGGCGGUACGCGCCUCUCUACCUAGCAUCAUCUCAAUCUCACCCUUUAACAAGUCCAAACCGUGUAGACGUCUCCCAGACAGGCGGGACGCAGAGUAAGUGCAUUCUGGGCAGAACGGAGGGAGAUGGGAUUGGAAAAAUCUUUAUCAGACACUUCGGUGGUCCGCACAGUCCUGGAGAGCUGUAACAGUUAGGCCCCUAAAUAAUCCAAGACCAACAUUUUACUUGCACUAUUUUUAAAAAGAAAAGUGUCUAAAUCACCAAAACCUCAUCAUCGAUUUAGCGCCCUGAAAUACUGUGUUUACAGUUAUCAAAAAGUUACAAAAACUAUAAACCCUUGAACUGAGACCAUGUCAGUUUGCUCUAAGGAGGAAAUUUGAGUUUCUUCUUCCAAAGUUAGUGUCAAGUGGCCCAAUCAGCGCCAGCUUAAUUCAAAUCUACACAAACGAUCAAAAAAGCUUGUUAGUAAAUUCAAGUUAACUUACAUCUCCUCUCAUUCACUCCCAUUGACUCUCACUUUCAAUGUAAAAAAAUAAAAAAUAAAAUCAUGAUAGAAGCCCUGCUUUAAAUUUUGAUGAUUUCAGGAGACACCUCAUCUUCAGGUUGCAUGGUGCUAAGUGUUCAUUAAAGGCAUGUGCAAUGUUAUGGAACAUAGGAAUGUAUAGCAAUUAGGUUAUUAAUUAAAUAAUUAGAAUUUCUGUGCAGUACACUGUAUUACAGUUUUACCAUACCUGCCUGUGCAGUCCUCGUGGCCCAUGAUGUUUACAGUAAACGACUCCUGUAUUAAGGCCACAUAGAUUCAGAGGCGUCACGGAGCCACAGAGGCCAGAAAUAGAACCAGACCAUCGUAACAAAAUCAAUACAAAGCUCUGAAGGAUCUGACGUGUGCACACCGGCAAGUGUAAUGCACAGGAAAGCAAAUUGUUUCAUGAACAAAACGCGCACGCGUAUUGACAAAAAAAAACAGCCAAUCUUCUUGUAAAUGUCAAAUUUUUAUCAUAAAAAGAGUUACGUGCUCCGUGACGCUUCUGCUUUCAACAGUAGCUUAAACACAUCCGUGAAGUAAGAAGCCCAUGAUUGUUGUAUAGACAGACCAGACCUAAUCUGUAUGAAGCACAAUAGACCGACUACGCUAGUCUCGGAUGUUCAGCUGUAAACAUUCUUUUUUUUUCUCGUAUCGUGUAUUGAUUGUGUUUGGUUUAUUGGAUUGCAUGUGCUGUAUGGGACUUCAUAGGUCCACAAUCAAAGCGACGUGAUUGGUUGUCCUGCUUAUAUGGCUUGCUCUCGGCCGAUGCUUUUGAUACAGUUUGCUUUUGUGACACCAACCAGAGAUAUUUUUAGAACAUUUUGAUACAAUCCUUUCGAGUAGAUGCCUUGUGUAUAUUUCUGUUUACACCAUGAUGGAAUGUAGCUCAUACUGUGGAUCAAACCAUCGGUUUAUAUUGCAAGAUUUGACAGAACAAAAUGUGACAACUACCUAAGUUACCUUAAGGUGAAGAAAUUAAUUAGAUUAUGUAUAGUCUUCAGUAUUAUUACUUUAUGCCUGUAGGCUUUGCUUUAAUAUGCUUUACUUUCUGUGUACGUUUUUAUUGUUUUUCUUGGAGAAUUUUUACCUCAGACUGAGUUUUUACGCAGUCCCCACUCGAUUCCAUCUGUGACUCAAGGCCACUGUCCGUUGACGACAAGAGGAAUAAUUGCUAAGUGUAAGGCAGCUAAAACAGUGAAGACAGUUUUCUAUGUAACAAAAAUCACGUCAACAACAUCUGCUAUCUUGACUCAAUGCAUCAAAUCAACAAUUAUGAUCAUUAUCAGAGGAUGCAGUUAAAUUGUCUGUCUGUACAUUGAUCUGAGCCCACACAGGGUUCAGAUCAAUUUACAGACAUCAAAUAGCAAAUUAAACUGCCAAAAGUAUCUUUCAAGGGAAAACAGACUGGGAUUCAUAAGCAAAGCUACAAUCUUCUGCUAGACUUUUCGACGUAAUCCUCUGAUAAUCCAGUCCAGUGUACUCGAUUGAAAAGCUAUUACACUGAGAGCUUAUUUUCUUUGCUUAUCUACCUGGUCCUCCUCCGGUGAUCAAAAUGGGGAUGACGCAAUAUGCCAUACUAUCAGGCAUACAACCAACCAGCAAUCAGUAUUCCUCCUCCUUGCUACAGUACUGCUUUAAAUUGUGAGUUUUUGCAUCCAAAUAAAGGUAGAUUUUCAUGAA